AUGCCCAUCCUGCUACAAAAAGCAGUCGCCCCGGCGUCACGGUUCGUACCGAGGACCUUGUUUCGAUCUGUCCGGACACCGGUCAUCCCAUUUGCCCUCAGAGCCGCCUCCACCAUGGUUCCCAAGCUCAAAGACCCGUCAUUGCUGAAGCAGGACGUCUGCUAUGUCAACGGCGAAUGGGUCAAGGCCAAGUCCGGCAAGACGUUUGAUGUGAACGACCCGGCCACCGGCGAAAAGAUCGCGUCGUGCCCCGAGUUCGCCAAGGCCGACACGGACGCCGCCAUCGCCGCCGCCGCCACGGCGUUCGAGACCUUCCGCACCAAGACGGGCCGCGAGCGCUCCAAGCUGCUGCGCCGGUGGCACGACCUUAUGAUGGAGAACGCCGACGACCUGACGACCCUCAUCACCUGGGAGAACGGCAAACCUGUCGCCGACGCCAAGGGCGAGGUCACCUACGCAGCCAACUUCUUCGAGUGGUUCAGCGAGGAGGCGCCCCGCAUCUACGGCGACACUAUCCCCUCCUCCGUGCCCGGGAACCGCGUGUGGACCGUUAAGGAGCCCGUCGGCGUGUGCGGCCUCAUCACGCCAUGGAACUUCCCCGCCGCCAUGAUCGCCCGCAAGAUCGGCCCCGCUCUCGCCGCCGGCUGCACCGUCGUCUGCAAGGCGCCAGGCGAGACCCCCUUCACCUCCCUCGCCAUCGCCGAGCUGGGCCACCGCGCCGGCGUGCCCAAGGGCGUCGUCAACGUCGUCACCGCCCUCGGCAACACCCCCGAGGUCGGCGCCGCCCUCACCGCCAGCCCGACCGUCAAGAAGAUCUCCUUCACGGGCUCCACCGGCGUCGGCAAGCUCCUCAUGGGCCAGUGCGCCGGCACCCUCAAGAAGCUGUCCAUGGAGCUGGGCGGCAACGCCCCCUUCAUCGUCUUCGACGACGCCGACGUCGAUGCCGCCGUCGCCGGCGCCGUCGCCUCCAAGUUCCGCUCCUCGGGCCAGACGUGCGUCUGCGCCAACCGCAUCUACGUCCAGAGCGGCGUCUACGACGAGUUCGCCGACAAGUUCGCCGCAAAGGUCCGCGAGUUCGCCGUCGGCAACGGCUUCGCCGACGGCACCACCCACGGGCCCCUCAUCCACGACCGCGCCGUCGACAAGGCCGAGGCCCACGUCCGCGACGCCGAGCGCAAGGGCGCCAGCGUCGUCGUCGGCGGCGCCAGGAUGGACGCGCUCGGCCGCAACUUUUACGAGCCCACCGUCAUCACCGGCAUGACCGCCGACAUGGCCAUGGCGACCGAGGAGACCUUCGGCCCCGUCGCCGGCCUCUUCCGCUUCGACACCGAGGCCGAGGUCGUCGCCCUGGCCAACGCCACCAACGUCGGCCUCGCCGGCUACUUCUUCUCCCGCGACAUCCACCGCGUGCACCGCGUGGCCGAGCACCUCGAGGUCGGCAUGGUCGGCGUCAACACCGGCCUCAUCUCCGACCCCGCCGCCCCCUUCGGCGGCGUCAAGGAGUCCGGCUUCGGCCGCGAGGGUUCCCUGUAUGGUAUUUCCGAGUACCAGGUCACCAAGAUGAUUACUUACGGCGGCAUGGGCCAGCCUCUUCAGGACUAG
Molecule: messenger RNA, 1602 nt
Organism: Colletotrichum graminicola M1.001
Lineage: Eukaryota; Fungi; Ascomycota; Sordariomycetes; Glomerellales; Glomerellaceae
Product: succinate-semialdehyde dehydrogenase
Exons: 4
Coding region: 1-1602 (533 amino acids)
Biological process (GO): GABA catabolic process
Molecular function (GO): succinate-semialdehyde dehydrogenase (NAD+) activity
Source: RefSeq, a predicted model, not a curated record